UGCUAGCGAGGCGGAGCUUGCGGCUGGGGGCGGGGCCUCGGCGGUGGAAGGUGCUGCGGCCGCUUCACCGCUCUGGCUCUGGACCCGGAGCGCGGAGGCAUCCUCGCAGCAGCUGCUAACGCUGCUGCACCUGGUCAGGUGACAUUCACCCAUCACCGUUUUCUUCUGUCAUCAUUUUAUCAUCGUCACAACCAUCACCAUCAACGUCAUCUCCUCUGCUACCAGAACUCUCUAGUUCUCCAAAGGCCGACUCUGUUCCUUUAUGCAGCCUUACUUCGGGAGAGGACUGGCAGCUGCCUAGCCACCAUCACAUGCCUCUCCUCCGGAGCUGACCACAGACCAGCAUCUCCACAGCAUGAAUAAUUAGGUAGGCAUAAUGGAAGGCACUCACUGCACCCUCCAGUUGCAUAACCCCAUCACUGAACUCUGCUAUAUCAGCUUCUAUCUUCCAAAGGGGGAAGUCAGAGGAUUUUCAUACAAGGGCACUGUAACUCUAGACAGAUCCAAUAAUGCUUUUCAUAACUGCUACCAAGUCAGGGAGGGGCCAGACAUCACCAGCCUCAGCCAGCAGCCGAACGAACAUCCAGGCGACAUCUUUUUCAAACAGACUCCUACAAAAGACAUUCUGACCGAGCUCUACAAGCUCACAGCAGAGAGAGAGAGGCUGCUGGACAGUCUGCUGAGGUCAGACCACAUCCUGGGCAUUUCAAUGGGGAGCCAGGAGGGGAAGUUGCAGGAGCUGUCAGUGAGCCUUGCCCCCAAGGAAGACUGCUUGCAGAGUGCUGGCAACUUGAGCAGAGAGCUCCCUGCGAGCUCUUUCAUUAGGAGGAGCACCCAAGGGAGCAAAAAGCCCCGGAGGACUGGCAGGAGGAGAGAGAGCCCUGAGGAGCUCCGGCUGAAGAGAACCAGGAGGAAAGGGCGUGGCCAUCAGGAGUCAGCUCCUCAGAUGGGGAAGGGCCAAGUCUGUUCCAAUAGCUCUCUUUCUCCUUCUCGAGCUAGGCCUGACCUUAGGCUCCUAGAAGAAACAGGAAAUUUAGUUCCUCAGGGAACGCUCACGUCUUCCUUACGGAGGCGAGAGAGCUGCCCAGCCAAUAUCCUCAGGACGUCAGAUGCAGACCUGGGCUUCGGAAGCUCUGGGAGGACCUCAGAGGACACUGAUCUGGAAGGACCCCUGUCCCCUGACAGCAGCCCCGCUGAGGUAGGAGGUGCUGGCGUUGGAGGGCAGCUCCAAAGUCCUCCUCAUAAGCAGGAGCCCCCACAGCCAAGUUUGUCUGAAAGUCAUGAGAAACAUUGUGGGGCCGAGAGGUGGGGCGGCGGGACUCGAAAGUCAAAGUCAUUGGAGCGGACUUGCAGGAAGAAACCUGUUUCCAAAGUGGUGGCCAAGGUCCAGGAGCUGUCUGCUCCAGUGCAAAGAGUAGUUAGGGUGCAUCCUGACGGCGAGGGAAGGGUUGCCUUUUGCCCACAGACCCAAACUGAGUUCCUCCCGAAAGCUGACUUCCUCACCCUCCCAGGAGCUGAGGCUGAGCCUCAUAGUUCCAGGAGGCUGGGGGAGGAACAGCGAGGGGUCCGACCAGUGCAGCCCUCAACCACCGAAAGAGCCUCCGUUACCAGCGAAUCAGCCGGCAGCACCGAGGGGGCUGUGAACAAGGUUCUCCGGAAGGUGAUAGAGAGUGAGAAGUUAGAUGAAGCCACCGAGGGGAGAAGGUUGGGCUUCUCUCUCAACACAAGGGCCACCUACGCUUUCCCAGAAAGUAGAAGCCAAAGGAAGGCUGGGCUACCCCAGGGUGGCCAUAAAUUCUUGCUUCUGGAUCUACCCCACGCUGUAGGUCCUGAAGCCCCACAACCCAAAUGCGAUGAGAGGAAGCCAACCCCCCAAGCACCAACAGCUCUCGGCAUGGUAUUUAAUAAUUCAUCGCCUCAGCCCAGCGCACACAAACGGCUGUCACCUGUUCCCUCGCCUCUGUCUCCAAGGUGCCCCAGCCCACAGCAGCACCACAGGAUUCUCCCGCUCCCUCCACUGCCUAGUGAGGGAGAAGCUGUUUUUAAUGAACGCCCUAAUAGGAAGAACGGAGUCUCCUCUGGGUUUCCUUCUGCUGACACCUUGGAGCCAUCCUCUUCUACGAAGGUCACGGAGGCCAAAGGAGCCAGCCCGACUUCCCUCAGAGCAAGCCAGACUUGGCUGGUGCCUGAGGAAGCAGCGUCAGAAAAAAGCUUGGAGCAGCAGGAGAAGAUUACAGCUCCCCCGCAGCACCAGUUGCCACCAGGUAUCCCCUCUGAAGGCUUUCCCUGUGACAGCUUCAACGAGAAGACAGUGAAAGACCUUCCCAACAAGGAUGGAGGUGCUUCGGUCCUGGGUUACAGAGCCGGACCACUCUGUCCGUUUAUGCUCCAUGAAGAAAAAGAAAAACCAAGUAGAAGUGAAUUGUACUUGGAUCUCAACCCUGACCAGAGCCCCACGGAGCAGGAUGACAGGACUCCAGGCAGACUCCAAGCUGUCUGGCCACCCCCAAAGACAAAGGACACAGAAGAAAAAGUGGGACUGAAGUACACCGAAGCAGAAUACCAGGCUGCUAUCCUACAUCUGAAGAGGGAACACAAAGAAGAAAUUGAAAACCUGCAGGCUCAAUUUGAACUUAAGACAUUUCACAUCCGGGGUGAGCAUGCAUUAAUAACAGCGAGCCUUGAAGAAACCAUUGAAAAUCUCAGGCAACAGUUAGAAAACCGCUGGGGAGGAAGAGGGUGUGAGGAGAUGAGAGAUGCAUGCAUCUCCACUGAUGAUGACUGCUCUCCGAAGGCCUUCAGGAAUGUGUGUAUCCAGACAGACAGACAAACAUUUCUCAAGACCUGUGAUGGUGAAAGCAAGACAGCCAGAAGCAAUCAGAUAGUGCCGAAGAAGCUGAAUAUCUCACUAGCCCAGCUCUCUUCAUCAAAAGACAGUAAGGACACCCCACCUCAGACAAGAGAAGGCAUCUCAUGUAGUCAGCAGAAGACAUCGUCUCCCCCACCCCCGCCACCACCUCCUCCUCCCCCCAUCCCUCCCCCUCCGCCUCUUCCACCUGGACUUGGACCUUUGCCACCAGCACCACCCAUAUCACCUGUGAGUGCUGGAUCACCUCUACCACCACCUCCACCUCCUCCACCACCUCCCCUGCCUCCAAGUGCUGGGCCUCCCCCGCCUCCUCCUCCACCACCACUUCCUAUCAGUGGAAGUCUUCUUCCUCCUCCUCCACCACCACCACCGCCUCCCUCAGGACUCGUACCACCACCUCCUCCUGGACUGUCCUUUGGACUCAGCUCUUCUUCCAGCCAGUGUCCCCGUAAACCAGCCAUUGAGCCCAGCUGUCCCAUGAAGCCUUUGUAUUGGACUAGAAUACAAAUAAGUGAUAAGAGCCAAGAUGCCACACCAACUUUGUGGGACUCCUUAGAAGAACCUCAUAUUAGGGACACCAGUGAAUUUGAAUAUUUAUUCUCCAAAGACACAACUCAACAGAAGAAGAAGCCCCUGUCAGAGACCUAUGAGAAGAAGAACAAAGUGAAAAAGAUCAUCAAGUUAUUGGAUGGAAAACGAUCUCAAACUGUGGGAAUCUUGAUAUCCAGUUUACAUUUAGAAAUGAAAGAUAUCCAACAGGCCAUAUUUAAUGUGGAUGACUCUGUGGUUGACCUGGAGACCCUGGCGGCCUUAUAUGAAAAUCGAGCCCAAGAAGACGAACUGACUAAAAUAAGGAAGUACUACGAGACAUCCAAAGAAGAAGACUUGAAGCUGCUAGACAAGCCCGAACAAUUUUUGCAUGAGUUAGCCCAAAUUCCCAAUUUUGCUGAGCGCGCCCAGUGCAUAAUCUUCAGGGCUGUGUUUUCCGAGGGCAUCACAUCCUUACACCGAAAAGUAGAGAUUGUCACACGAGCCUCGAAGGGCUUGUUGCACAUGAAGAGUGUGAAGGAUAUCCUAGCUCUCAUUCUGGCUUUUGGAAAUUAUAUGAAUGGAGGAAAUAGGACGCGAGGGCAAGCAGAUGGAUAUAGUUUAGAAAUUCUGCCCAAACUCAAAGAUGUCAAAAGUCGGGACAAUGGGAUGAACCUGGUGGACUAUGUUGUGAAAUAUUACCUGCGGUACUAUGAUCAGGAAGCUGGGACAGACAAGAGUGUUUUCCCACUGCCUGAACCACAGGAUUUCUUCCUGGCCUCCCAAGUCAAGUUUGAAGACCUCAUAAAAGAUUUGAGAAAACUGAAGCGACAACUAGAAGCAAGUGAGCAGCAGAUGAAGCUGGUGUGUAAGGAGUCCCCAAAAGAGUAUCUGCAGCCUUUCAAGGACAAACUGGAGGAGUUCUUCCAGAAAGCCAAAAAAGAACAUAAAAUGGAAGAAAGUCACUUGGAGAAUGCACAGAAAAGUUUCGAAACAACAGUGGGAUAUUUUGGAAUGAAGCCAAAGACUGGAGAGAAGGAGAUCACCCCCAGCUAUGUGUUUAUGGUGUGGUUUGAGUUCUGCAGCGACUUCAAGACCAUUUGGAAGCGGGAGAGUAAGAACAUAUCUAAAGAGAGGUUGAAAAUGGCUCAGGCAUCUGUGAGCAAACUGACCUCAGAGAAGAAAGUGGAGACAAAGAAAAUCAAUCCCACCGCUAGUCUGAAAGAAAGACUGCGUCAGAAGGAAGCCAGUGUGGCCACCAACUAAGAUUAAAGCAGAAGGAAAUUGCAGUGUGACAGGAGGCACUUCAGUGCUCCUUCAGACACAAGCGCCAAGGGGAGUUCCUGAGAUGUCUGUCACAGAACAUUUGCUUAUCUCCUUCUGAGGUCACCUGCAGAACGCGCCUUGUGCCUUCUUUGAGAAGUCCCUUGUCAGCCAUGGGAACAAUACAAAGCUAUGUAUAGGAAUAUUACAGGAAUAUUUAAUAAUUCUUCCUUAUGCAAGUCCAAAGUCUACCCUAUAAUAAGAUCAGGAGAUAUGCCUUUUUUCACAUUUUAUUUAAAGCUGAAAUUCUAAGCUUUCCAAUGUACAACCUUGUCAUGCAAAAAAUUCUUUUAUGCUGAUUGCCUUGAGAGAACUCAAGCUUUGAUCCUCACACACUAUAGUUUUUUGUUGAUCUUAAUUUUGAUCCUGUUGAACCAAGAUCCUAUGGCAUUUUCACCAAAAAUGUUCACACUUACCAGAACUGUUUUUUAAGAGGUUUAGUACUGUGUAUCUCCCAGACUAGGAAAAUAAUUUUUGAGGAUGAUGAUGAUGGUGAUGAUGAUGAUAUAAUGAAAAGGAAAGAAUUGAAAUUUCACAUGGGUGGAGAGAGAAUAAUAACCAUAAACCUUAUUCUGGACAAGGAGUUACAAUGCUGGGAGUGAACACCAGCCAUGAGAUAGACCCAUUCAGUUAACAUGGCUUCCCGGCCAGUAGAAAAUCUAUACCAACUUUAAUAGAAACAGGGCAGGGAUGGACUUGGAUCAAGAGUACUCACUUGGGUGAGGAACUAUGUGGUUGUAAAUACAUUAUGGAUGGAGAAUGAAUGCUAUGCUGACAUUCAAAUGAUGUCUACAUUGUAUUCUACUACUUGUGGCCCAGUCUCUUCCACCACCCCAAGAAGUGUCCAGACAGGAGAGUAAAUGCUACUCUCUACUGUGAUUAUGACCUUAACUCAUAAGCUUGUGAAGGAAGAUAACGAGGGACUAUUUGGUAUCUAAAAACUUAUGAGCAGAAAAAAAGUUAUUUCCAAUAAAGUGAAAACAAGGAGGGUAUGUUAAUAUUAGCCUGUGAAUGGAAUGUCAGGGACAGGUUAUUUUUUCUAACUCUAGCCCUUAAAUCACAGAGAAAAGCCACUUAGAUAUUUUUUUCCUACAUUUUCUCCCCUAAGCUACCCCUGUUUGGGAGAAUAAGAAAUGGGACUGGGAAAGAACUGAGGACUGUGUUGAAGACUGCUUAAAAACCUAAGCCUUGAUGUAGUGAAAGACUAUGUUUUCUUUUCUUGUCGUUGGAGACAGUCUAGAGUUGCUCAGCAUCUUGCAUCUUUUGUUGAUCUGGCUAUCUCUGUCUGCCUCGUGCGGUUUGCCUCUUGUCUCAGCAACUUUCUAGAAACUUUGAACUUGCCAGAUACACUAAGUGUCUUCCCAGAAUCUGCCUGCCAGUCAUCAGCCCCCAACUCAGGGACACUCCCGAUAACAGAUACAAGCUAAUAAAAGCAGUACCAUAGCCUGAUGUUGGGCAAACCUUGUGAAGCAAGAGUAGCUGGCAUCUAAUAAGUUACAGAUGCUAUUUUCAUUCAGGUGCUAACUGUCUUUCGGUUGCUCAAAGGAGGGAGUAUGGCUGCAUGGUUUAUUUUAAUCAAAACGAAGGGAUGAGACAAAAUAGACAACCAGAUAAGGAACUUGGCAUGACUAGAUUGGCUUGACAUUGCCGGUCUUUUCCCAUUGCUUCUUGAUAUUGUUUCUCUUCGUUCUCACUCUAACUAUGAAGAAGAGCAAGAGCCUUCGCAAGCAAGGUCAAUUCCACCUGCAGGCUCCCUUCACUCCAUGGUGUCCUUGUUAGCAUCGAAGUGUAAAUGAAAAAUGCAGUUUUGUCUAUACCCCAGGAAUCACCUCAGCAUUCCAUGAGAGCUGCAUAUGCAUAGAUCUUUAUGGAUCCCGUGAAUGGGAUGAGUAGGAGCAGAAGGCUUUUGGUGGUGUCAAUGCUACCUGACUCAGAUCUCUAAUGUGCACAUGAGUCGUCAUAGAUGGCACUGUCUCUCUGCCCUUCUAGGACACGGCAGAUCCUGCAGGCUAUCAGGAAGUAGAUCAUACCAUUGGGGUUGGGGAUGCUUUGUUUCCCAGCAUCCUAAGUCUGUUCUGUAGUAUUUAUCCUGCCCCCUUAAAAAGUCAAAGAUAAAAUCAAUUAGAAUAAGGAUGCUUCAGAGAUGGCUCAACAGUUAAGAGCAUGUACUGUUCUUGUAGGUGGUCCGAAUCUGGAUUCCAGUGCCCAUGUUGAGUGGCUCACAAUCACCUAUAACUCUAUCUUGGGGAAUCUGCCAUCCUCUUCUGUUUUCCAUAGGCAGCUGCACUCACAUACACAGAUGCACACACAGUCAUACAUGUACCAUACAGAGACGUACAUAUAUUCACAUAAUUAAAAAAUAAAAAUAAAUCUUAAAAUACCAACAGGGGACAUGAUAUGGCAAAAUAAAUUUAAAAAAAAAAACACUAAAAGUAUAGUUUUGUCCCAAAUAUCUCAUUUUACAAAGUAGUUUAAAUUCUGUUAAAAAACACUAGCAAGAAGUAUAUGUUUCCUUUUUUUUUUUUUUUUUUUUUUUUUUUUUAGUUUUUCAUUUUACUUUGCCUAUACUUAUCAAAGAAAACAAUACCAAAAGAUGACGGGAAAGCCUAUGUUUCCAUAGAUUUGGUAAUGUACAAAUAAGUGUAAUUAUUGGAUCACAAAACAGAGACUAUGAAAUCCAAAGUGGCAGCAUCCCUAAGGAAGUAGAUAUGAAAUUGAAUGGCCAUGAUGGCUGCUGGGAGGGAGCAAAGCUCCUGGCAUCCUCACCGGAGACUGCAGCUUAUGCCGGCCAUUUUUCCUAUGAAAGAGCCUAGGAUUGUCUUAGGAGACUCAGUCUAGAAAAUGCCCCUUAGAGAAAGGCAUGGUGUCCUGGAGUUGGGUGUGUCUGUGUUCUUCCUAUGAAGUCUCCUAAGAGGAGCUUAUAAAUGAGUAGAACAUCAGAAGACCAGGCAAUUCAGAGUUCAGCUAUUUGGGCUUGAGGGACCCUGCAGCUAAGUAGAGUGUACUGGAUAAAGCAAUGAACUUUCACCCAUGCCAGCUACUUCAUCUGCAUAAAGAAGUCUGCGAUGCAGGUGAGACAGGUCUGUUCUGAAACUGAUGAGGUUCUAAAAGAAUGGAUUAACUUUUAGCUCUCACCAGAAGCAGAUAAUAUCGGAUAUGUUUUCACCUUUUGGUUAUAGAAAGAAACAACCCAGCUGCUUUGAAGCCAUGGCUGAUGUAGAAUUGAUUUAAAGAAAAUCACCUCCAAAACUCACCUCAGCAGCUCUACCCCCACUCAGACUUACGCAAGUGUUUUAAUGUUGGUGGCAAUUGGAUCCAGGCACAACCAUGCUCAGUUACACAGCUGCACAGGACCAAGAAGAACGUUUUGUGUCAUUCCUGCUUCCCUGUCGGCUGUUGACUCCUUGUCAGUACUUACUGGUUUCUUCAUUCUUCACUUCCCUCCGCAAGGAUGGGCAAUCUACCAGACUCUCUCGAGAUAACACUUUGCCAGGUAGGGGUGAAUUUAAGAGUUUCAGCGCGUUUCACACCAAGCCAGUUCAGUAGCCUUGUUUGUUCCAAGAUAAUGCCUUAUAUCACAUUUGGGGAAUAUGACUACUUAACAGCUUACUCGGAAACAUGGAGACGCUAAAACAGUAGCUCGCUGACUGGGUCUCUUCAGCUGUCAUCAGGCUUCUACCAAAAGAAUGACUAGAAAAGCAAAAGGAGCCAUGUGCUGUCCUUGAGCAUGCGUACUCGUGUGCAUCCCCCACUCUCAACUCAUCCCCAAACACUCUAUGGAGGACCAGUGCCACUGAGGCCCUUUUAUUUCUCUGUUUUCUCUUUCCUUCAGUCUGUAGCUCGCAUGAACCCUGCGAAAUUAAAAAAAAAAAAAUGAAUUCCAUAUCUUUGCUGUCAAAUAGUUGGUGCAGAAGAGACUGACCUAUCCUUAGUUAACUUGUUUGGUUUUAAGUAACAGACCACGCCUGCAUAUUCCAUACACUUCACGCUACAAACUCCAUCUGUCCUCAGGUAAUUGUCUGGUUUUCAGUCUUAAGUGUACAAGACUGGACACUGACCUGGCUGCUUCUGUGGUUCCACGGUUGUUGUUCAUGGUUCGUGUGACAUGCAAUAGCACUGGCAACCGAGACACGAGUGAGUCAGUGUGCUCAGGCAGAAAUGAACACCCCAAGGACAUGACAGGGAAUAGACCGGCUCUAGGACAUCAGGGGCGCCAUCUAGGCUGAGUGCUUACCUUAAGAAUUUCUUGUGCGCUCCACUUCUGAAGCUGUAAAAAUGUCUUAGAAUACACAUCCAAUAAAUAGUGCGAGUUUCCAAUGUGUUAUCUUGUACUUAUCAGGUAGGAAAUCAAGUGUAUGUCAACAUGGCUUAUCAAAGUCAUGGCUGCUCUCCAACGCUAUUUCCUCCCAGGACUUUCUUCAACUUCCUUGUUAGGAGGCGAGGUAUUUUUUAAUUGUUCACCUUAGUUGGCUUUCCACGUCAAUACUUCUCAAAGGCCAGCCCUGGAGACCACUGAGCACCCAGGGAGGUUUACUCUGCCUCCCCCUAGCAUCCCUGAGAGAUGUUCAGAAACGAGCAAUUCUGGAGGUCCGUGGAAUGAAUUUUAAUCUCUCUUAUGUCUGUACAGUGUACAAAAAGGAGCGCUCAGCAUGCACAAAUUAUACUGCUCAUCCAUCGAAAGGCCAAGAAGCAUUUAGAAUACUUGCAUUGUAGAUAUGUUUUGUGAACCACGAAUUAUCUUUUUUUCUAUUUUUUUUUAAAAGAUAUACUCAUUUUUAUUUUAUGAGUGCCUUCAUGUAUAUAUGUGCACCACUGGUGUACCUGGUGUCUGCAGAAGCCAGGAGGAGGCUGUUAGAUUCCCCUGGAACUGGAGUUACAAAUGGUUGUGUGCAACUGUGUGGGUACUUGGAACUGAACUUGGAUCUGCUGCAAGAGCAGCAAGCGCUAUUAACCACUGACCCAUUUCUCCAGCCCCCCUUCUGAUCAUCUUUCUCUGGAUAUAACCUAAGUUCUCCUGUCUGACCGUCAGUCUCGCUAGUGGUUCGAACUGAUCUUGGAAGGCAUUUGCUACUCUUGGAAACAAACCCAUAAGUAAAGAAGCAGGUCUUGAACUGAUUCUGCGGUGAUUCAAGUAGGAUUUCGGGGUCUACCAAAGGCAUAGGUUUCUUCCAAAAUCAUUAAUUUUAUAAUUCUGCCAGUUUAAAGCUUCCUGAGACACAAAGACUCCGCCCCUGCUGUCCUGCUGACCACUGGGUGUGAAAUCUUUGAGGCAUAGGCUUUCAGAAAAAAGGAUUUCCCUUUAAGGGAACAAUCUAAGAUACUCUCUGAGAGGCAGAAAGUUUACAAAUUAGACACUGGAUAUUUUUUAAGAACCUUCAGCGGAAGCAUGUCAUCAAUUCAUCACAGUCUUUUCCAGUCUUUGAGUUAUAAUCCAGACUAGUGUGGGAAGCGGCCUCCCUGAACUUUGAUUUAGGGAUCGUGUUUUGGCCUGGAAAAUAAACAUUGGCCUGCAUGUCUAGAAACUCCCUGAAGUCAGUUAGCAUCCUAAUACAAGUCAGAUGCUACAGAAAUGCAAGUCACUUCCAGUCAUUUAUGGUUUGGCUUGGUUCAGUUUUUUUUUUUUAAUUUUCUUAGCACCACCUGGGAUCACGGAGGCUGCUUCCUAAGAUUCAUGCAAGCUCCGCAAGCGUCUCCCAUCCACCUUCUGAGAUCUCAGGCAGUAUGGGAUGACUGAGGAAAACCAGCAAGCAGGAGAGAAGAAAAACUGAACAAAUCCAGUGUAGUGCUUUGCACGACUUUCACCAUGAUAGUGCCAGGGGCAGCUUUUAAUAGAAAUUGAAGUCAUUUGUAUUAGGAAAAUAGGGGUGUCCUGUAUGUUGUUAUAGCUCAAUGACAGACUCGGUGCUGCAAAGGCAGGUCCUCCAAUGAGACUGGGUCAUGCUUCAGAUUCUGUUACAGGUGUCACUUGGCCAAGGACCUUCUUGUUCCCUCUCAGGCUGCUCCCGAGCCCUCUCAGCACCCAGUGUCCUCUACCUUUCCUCCAUCCCACACUUCAUCUUCAGCCUCCCCUCCCUUCAUAGACCGCAGCCCUCUCCUGAAGGGCCCCUGCAGCUACCCUCUACCUCUGCAGCAUAGACACUGAAUGUCCCAUGUAACUCUCACACCCUGUGCUCCAGUGUUCAGUGUUUGGACAGAGCACCACUGUCACCAAGGAGCCUGUGUGAGACACACCGCCGAGACUGCCUCUCGUUAAUGUCACCAUCACCUCAUCACUUGGGCAAAGAGGGAAAAAUCCAUAAAGAAGGUGGAAAAUGCAUUAAUGCAUUUCGUUUUUCAUUUUGUUCUACUUUAUUAAAAAGGCCGGGUGUUCUGGUUCUUGGUUUCUCGUAGAUUUUUAAACUAUCUAAUUAGAGAACACUUUUGAUCCGUCACAGCAGGUCACCAUCCACGACAAGGCUAAAUCUCGGACUCUGAGCUUCCUGUGCUGCCGGACAAAUGGAGCUCUGUGCAAACAUUUUGAAUCGUAACACUUCUUAUCACCACUCCAUUCUUACUACCACUCAUGACUCAAACAUCUACCACCAUCUGAAUCGGGAUGUUGACAUUUUGUGGUUAUUUUCAGAUUAACAGUAACUUGUUAUGCUCUUAAAAGCACUCAUAGAAAGUGUAGCAUGUCCUGAAUAGUUUACUAUUUUGUCAUGUUAAGAUUCAGCCUUUCUGAACUUGAACUGUUAGACCAAUCUGUAGAUGUAGCGCUAACCAAUAGAAGGAAGACAGCUUUGGAAAGGAGAAGGCACUUUAGAGACAUGAAACCUUAUAUUACAUGCUCUUGGAUGUUUCUAAACUUAAUAAGCUAACUGAAUUUGGGUAUUUUCCAUUUAAGUUAAAAACAAUAUGUAUUUCUAAUUUGCAUAUUUAAUUUCAUCAACACUGAGAAAUGUUCAUGAGUUGAAUUUGUAAAUGUAAUUUGCAACCAAAUGAAGUAUUUAUUCUUAAAAAGAAAAGGUGAAGGAGCCAAUAUCAACUUGUACAUAGUGAAAAUAUGUGUGUAUAUAUAUAUUUUCUUCUCAACACUACUUGAUUAUUAUAUCAAGUGUAUUUUUGUACAUAAUAUAUAUUGGUUAGAAAAAUUUAGAUUGCCUAUUGAGAGAAAUUCUGUGAUGGAUUAUAUAUAUCCUAAUCUAUUCAUAUUCUGUUGAUUUGUUUUAAAAGAUAGAACUCUAUUUUUUUGAAUUUCCAAAGAAUUGCAUUCACAGCUUCAACUUGUAAAUACGCUAAGGGUAUUUUAAUAAAUCUUGGUUUCAUGUCCA
Meriones unguiculatus (Mongolian gerbil) is the source of this 12030-nucleotide messenger RNA. It is a transcript of the gene Fmn1, whose product is annotated as formin 1. The coding region runs from base 377 to 4663 and encodes 1428 amino acids. Lineage: Eukaryota; Metazoa; Chordata; Mammalia; Rodentia; Muridae. Gene Ontology annotation, cellular component: endoplasmic reticulum membrane; nucleus; cytoplasm. Gene Ontology annotation, molecular function: microtubule binding. The record is from RefSeq and is a predicted model, not a curated record. Gene Ontology annotation, biological process: actin nucleation. The transcript has 20 exons.